This is a messenger RNA of Ctenopharyngodon idella (grass carp), 1812 nucleotides long. RefSeq lists its product as uncharacterized. The record is from RefSeq and is a predicted model, not a curated record. Bases 1 to 1245 code for a protein of 414 amino acids. Lineage: Eukaryota; Metazoa; Chordata; Actinopteri; Cypriniformes; Xenocyprididae. The transcript is spliced from 3 exons.
AUGAUCGAUAAGGUUUGCUCUCCGGACUUGGAAUAUUUAAUGUUAAGAUGUCGGCCUUUUUAUUUGCCCAGGGAAUAUACAGUUGUGAUUGUUAUGGCCGUAUAUAUACCACCUCAGGCCAAUGUUAAGGUGGCACUGGAGCAAUUGUAUGACGUUAUUAGUAAACAACAGAACAUACAUCCUGAUGGAAUUUUUAUUAUUGCUGGGGAUUUUAAUCAAGCCCAUCUUAACACUGUACAUCCCAUAUUUUACCAACACGUAAAGUGUAAAACUAGAGGGGAAAAUACCCUAGAUCAUGUUUAUACAAACAUAAAAGAUGCUUAUAAAGCUAUAGCACGCCCCCACCUUGGACAGUCAGACCAUCUUUCUUUGUUUCUCACUCCUGCUUACAAAGCCUUGGUUAACAGUGCUAAAUCAACUUAUAGGAUUGUUAAAGUUUGGCCUGAAGUUGCCAUUAACCAACUCCAGGACUGUUUUGAAAACACAGAUUGGAACAUAUUCUCCCAUCAGUCGGACCUAGAGACAUUUACUUCAUCUGUGAUGUCAUAUAUCGGUUACUGUGUGGAUAAUGUCACUGUUAAUAAAAAGAUCAGAGUGUAUCCAAAUGAGAAACCAUGGAUGGAUAAUGAAGUCAAACAGCUGAUCAGGGCAAGGGACACAGCCUUUAAAUCAGGAGAUAUCUCUGCUUACAAAGUUGCCCGAGCUAGCCUUAAGAGUGGCAUCAGGUCUGCAAAAUUAAAGUAUAAACAGCGGAUUGAAGAGGAUUUCAGCAAUAACUCUAAUCCAUGGCGAAUGUGGCAAGGCAUUCGGGUAAUCACCGAUUAUAAGAAGAAGAAUGACAUACAACAUUUAUCAUCAAAUAAUAAUGCUUAUCUUGCAGAGGAACUUAACAGCUUCUUUGCUCGGUUUGAAAAGGACAAUAAUCAAUUUCCAGUUCACUUCAAACUGACAGGAAAUUCACACCCCCUUGUUCUCCAUACACAGGAGGUACGUCAAGCGCUUAACAACAUCAACACAAGGAAAGCAGCUGGUCCUGAUGGUGUACAUGGACGUGUGUUACAGGCCUGCGCCUACCAACUGGCAGAAGUGUUUACAAACAUUUUCAACCUCUCCCUCUCCUUAUGUAAAGUUCCUACGUGCCUAAAAACCACGACCACUGUGCCUGUUCCAAAAAAAAAACAUGGUAACAUGCCUCAACGAUUAUCGACCGAUUGCUCUCACUCCUGUUAUUGCAAAAUGUUUUGAACGGCUAGUAAUCACUCACAUCAAAGACUCUGUACCAGCUGAUCUAGAUAAACAUCAGUUUGCCUAUCGGGCAAAUAGAUCGACUGAGGAUGCCAUCUGUACAGCCAUGCAUGCUGCCCUUUCACAUCUGGAAAAGUCCAACACUUAUGUCAGGAUGCUCUUUGUUGAUUACGGUUCGGCAUUUAACACCAUCGUACCAAGUCAACUGAUCAACAAACUCCAUGUAUUAGGACUAACCCCUUCCAUAUGUAGCUGGUUACUGGAUUUUCUUACCAACCGCCCUCAGUCAGUGCGGUUGGACAAGCAUACAUCCUCUACCUUAACUUUGAGCACUGGUGUGCCACAAGGAUGUGUGCUGAUCCCCCUUCUUUAUGCAGUUUUCACCCGUGACUGUCAAGCUAUCCACGAAUCGAACAUUCUAGUUAAAUUUGCAGAUGAUACGACUGUCAUUGGGCUUAUAUCAAACAAUAAUGAAGUUGCAUAUAGGGAGGAGGUUCAGAACCUGACAGCGUGGUGUGACAUCAACAACCUGGUCUUAAACAUCAAAAAGACCAAAGAAAUUAUUGU